CAUACAUCUGCAUACCUAGUUGGCAGCACCAACGUUUUGUUUUUGCGGCUGAAAAAUUGGCUGCUCCGGUGUACGUUUAAUAAAUAAAUAUAAUUUUAUCAAUAAAAUGGGCACAAAACGUCCCAAUACUAGUGUUGUGCUGGCGCAGGAGUCCAAGCGCAGCAAGAGCGAAAUUGCGGCCUACACAAAUCGGGACAAGGCGCUGCUCGAGUCGGGCGUGCGACGUACUUCCAACCUGCAGGCGCCCAUAAUGCAACUAGAGGGACAUGAGGGGGAAAUAUUUACCACAGAAUUUCAUCCUGAAGGCGAAAUGCUGCUGUCCUCGGGCUUCGAUAGACAACUUUACAUCUGGCAGGUUUAUGGCGACUGCGAGAACAUUAUGGCCAUGUCGGGACACAGUGGCGCUGUGAUGGAAGCGCACUUUACACCCGAUGGUUCCCAUAUUUUCACCUGCUCCACAGACAAAACGCUCGCCAUUUGGGACAUUGUUAGCGGGCAACGUGUGCGACGUCUCAAAGGACACACAAACUUUGUGAACAGUGUACAGGGUUCGCGACGUGGUCAGCAACUGCUGUGCUCCGGCAGCGAUGAUCGAACCAUACGCAUUUGGGAUGCCCGCAAAAAGCAGGCGGCCCAUGUUCUUGAGUCACCUUAUCAGCUGACAGCGGUUUGUUUCGGCGACACUAGCGAACAAGUGAUCAGUGGCGGCAUUGAUAAUGAGCUCAAGAUUUGGGAUAUACGCAAAAAUCAGGUGUUGCAUCAUCUGCGUGGCCACACAGACACCAUUACAAGUGUGGCGCUUUCCCCCGAAGGCGACUUUGUGCUGACCAAUGCCAUGGACAACACGUUGCGUGUGUGGGAUGUGCGUCCGUAUGCUCCAGGGGAACGCUGCGUCAAAGUCUUCCAGGGACAUCAGCAUAACUUUGAGAAGAAUCUUUUGCGUUGCGCCUGGUCACCGGGUGGCGACAAAAUCAGCGCUGGAUCAGCGGAUCGUCAUGUCUACGUUUGGGAUGUGAAUACGAGGCGUAUUCUUUAUAAGCUGCCAGGACACAAUGGCAGCGUGAACGACGUCGAUUUUAGUCCUCGAGAGCCUUUAAUAUUGUCCGCCUCUAGCGAUAAGACGCUGUAUCUGGGUGAAAUUGAAGAUUAGCCGAGUGUGGCACAAAUAAAUAGGGAAUCGAAAAUAAUAA
Drosophila albomicans is the source of this 1190-nucleotide messenger RNA. Its product is annotated as U5 small nuclear ribonucleoprotein 40 kDa protein. Gene Ontology annotation, cellular component: catalytic step 2 spliceosome. Bases 107 to 1150 code for a protein of 347 amino acids. The transcript has 3 exons. Lineage: Eukaryota; Metazoa; Arthropoda; Insecta; Diptera; Drosophilidae. The record is from RefSeq and is a predicted model, not a curated record. Gene Ontology annotation, molecular function: RNA binding; protein binding.